Messenger RNA from Rotaria sp. Silwood1, 714 nucleotides. NCBI's taxonomy places the organism in Eukaryota, Metazoa, Rotifera, Eurotatoria, Philodinida, Philodinidae. The record is from the annotation of a GenBank genome assembly.
UCCGAUUGGAAACGUCGAAAAAUACUUCAUCAUAUACAAGAUAAACGUAAUCGUGCAUCAGAUGAACGUUCAACUUUUUUUCAAAAUAAUUGGGAACCAACCAUACAAUGUGAAUUUGAACGACGACUUGGUAAUAUUGGUGAUGGUGGAAAAUGGGUUUGUGAUAUACAUCGUUUUGGAUCUCUGAAUACUACAAAUAUACUGGUUUAUUCAUUGGGUUCGAAUGGUGAUUUUAGUUUUGAAUAUGCAAUCAAAGAACUCUUUCGAAAUGCAGAAAUUCAUACAUUUGAUAAGAGAUUAUAUAGAUGUCCUGAAAAUGUUUGUACAUUUCAUCAGGUUCGCUUAGGUAAUGGAAAAAAUGAUAGUUCAAAAUCUUUACAAAUGGUUAUGAAUGAACUUGGUCAUCAAAAGCGACAGAUUCAUAUACUUAAAGUUGAUAUUGAAGGUGGUGAAUUUAGUUUUUUUGAAGAACUAUUUCAGUCUUCCAAUAAUAAACAAAGUGAUUUACCUUAUAUUCGUCAAAUUCUUUUUGAAAUUCAUCUUAAUGUUGAUAGAAGUGAAUCACCAUGUCGACGUGCACAUAAGUUAUUUGAAUUAUUUCGUUCACAAAAUUUUGCAAUAUUUCAUAAGGAAGCUAAUGUAGUUAAUGCACAAAAUCUUUUUGAAUAUGCAAUGUUACGUUUAAAUCCAUCAUUUUUCAUAUCACCGUUAUAA